UUGUCUUAGACACACACGACACUCUUAUAAAAUUCGGUGCGCCUGGCUAACGGAGCGCAGUCGCAAAACGGCAAUCGCAACGCUCAGACGUGUCGCGCGAUCGGCUAGAAAGUGAAUUUGUCUAGCAAACAGCAGCUGCAGCCACCGAAAGUGUAUCACAACAUUCCCCCAGCUUGCCAUGUUCCGAAUCCUCGUCGGAGUGACUUGUGCGCUCCUUUGGCUGGAAGCGAGUCAGGCUCUAGCACCUGGGCUACAGGUGGCCAAGCAGUGGAAGCUCCUACGCUAUAAUUUCCAGCCCCAGGCGCCGAUCAACGAUCCCAACUUCUUUAGUCCCCAAAAUGUUUUGAUCACGGGAGUCGCAGUAACGGACGAUCGCAUCUUUGUGGCCACGCCGAAGCUCUUUUCGGGCGUAUCCUCCACUGUAAGUUGGGUGUCUAAGGCGCAGUUCGGGGACUCCCCCACCCUGCAAGCCUUCCCCGACUGGUCCUUCUCCAACACCGGUCGCAGUGACUUCAACUGCAGCGAUCUAAUCCUGACCUCUGUGUACCGCCUGCGCGUGGACUCGUGCAAUCGCAUUUGGCUGCUGGAUGCCGGAGUUUCACGCUCCCUGGAGGACUUCGAGAUCACCUGCCCGCCAAAGAUCCUGGUGGUGGACUUGGCCACGGAUCGAGUGGUGCGCAGAAUCGAUUUCCCUCCGGAGGUCCUGCGUGGGGAGUCCCUGUUCACCAACAUGGUGAUCGAUGAGACAACGGCCAAGGGAUGCGACGAUGUGUUCGUCUACAUCACGGACACCGUGGAGCCGGGCAUCAUAGUUUACGACAGCGGAAAGGACGUUACCUGGCGGGUGUCACACCCGGCCAUGUAUCCCGAUCCGGACUUUGCCCAGUCGGAGAUCCACGAGCACCGUUUCGUGUUGAUGGACGGAGUGGUAGGACUGACCUUUGACGAGCGCACUGGCGUGGUGUACUUUCAGCCUCUGGCCACGGAUAGAGUCUUCUCCGUACACAAAAAUGUCCUGCGAGCGGGUCCUCUGCCCGAUAACAAAAUGCUGGACGUAAAACUGGUGGGCAAGAAGAGCUCCCAGGGCAUUGGUCUUUCGGUUUCGCCGUUCGACAGCAGCCUAAUCUUCAGCCCGCUGAGCGAAACAGCGAUUGCCUCAUGGAAUCCGACGACCAAUCAGCAAUCCGUGCUGGCCUACGAUAAGGAUCAACUGCAGUUCGUGGCCGAUAUAAUCACCACUAGGUCGGAACCGGGCGUUAUCUAUGCCAUCUCUUCAAAGUUCCAUCGAUUCUUCCUGAAGAACCUAAAUCCCAGUGAGUAUAACAACCGCAUUGUCCGACUGGAGCUGCCCGCCGGAAACUCCCUACUGGGCCAUCGGGUAGCCCUGCCUCCCCCGCCGACGCACAACAGCCUGCUGAACUACGGCGUCUACAAUACCCAUGCCCAGACCUCGACGAAUGCCCUGCAAACCUACUUCACCAGUCCGGGCCUGACCACGCCCUUCACUACCAAGACGCCCUUUAAGUUUGAAACCGGCGGGAUCGUAAACUAUGCCGCCCGCAAUCCCUUUACGGCCCUUAACCAGGGCGAGGCCUUUCCGCCCAGCAAGGCCACCAGGGACAACUAUCAGCGCUCCUACCUGGACACCCUGGUGGGCACCACAGCUCCGGGGGCCACUACACGGGUGGUUUCGCUGCCACCCACAGCCUACACCACACGACACAGUGGUUACUACUAUCAGCGGGCCACGAGAUCGGCGGGACAGCAGUAGGAAUGGCUGAACCAGCUCUUAACUUGUGUUCACGCUGCGUAUGCGCAAUGCGAAGAGCAGCCGAUGUAAAUAAAUCUCCGUAAAUGUAUAUUGAUUAAAUUACUUUAAAGAAAAA
Molecule: messenger RNA, 1886 nt
Organism: Drosophila kikkawai
Lineage: Eukaryota; Metazoa; Arthropoda; Insecta; Diptera; Drosophilidae
Gene: yellow-e
Product: L-dopachrome tautomerase yellow-e
Cellular component (GO): extracellular region
Source: RefSeq, a predicted model, not a curated record